This is a messenger RNA of Ruditapes philippinarum (Manila clam), 1823 nucleotides long. RefSeq lists its product as uncharacterized. Bases 121 to 1551 code for a protein of 476 amino acids. NCBI's taxonomy places the organism in Eukaryota, Metazoa, Mollusca, Bivalvia, Venerida, Veneridae. The record is from RefSeq and is a predicted model, not a curated record. The transcript has 2 exons.
GGGAAUCCGUCUGCUCGACGUCAUGACGUCAUUGGACAUUUUACAUAGCGUAACCAUAAUAAUCAUAAUAAUUCGACCAAUUUUUUAUAGAAGAAAUAAAGAAUGGAUUAAAUUUCGAGCAUGGAAGACAAAGAUGACCGCACAGGAAACGUUAUGGCGGACUUUGAAAGAUUGUCAAUAAAGACAAGACGGGACGAGAACUCAAGAGAGGAAGAAAUUGCCUUGGAGUUUAAUAAAGAUGCAGUCAUAAUUGAAGGUAAAGAAAGGGUCAAUGAAUUGUGCAAUGGGCAUGUAUCCGAAGUUGACUUUGGUGGAGAAGGGUUCAGAUUUGAAAACAAAUCAAACUUAGAAACAAUUAUAGAAAGUCAGAUAGACAAUGAUACCAGGUAUGACGAUAUUUCCUGCAAGAGAAUAACAUCAAGAACCAGCCAUCUAAAUUAUCCAAAGAGCAACUUGAUAAGCAAGACAUUGAACGAAUUACAACAUUCAGAUGUAAGACUUGAAUCAUCAGAUUUGUCUACGAACUUUCAAUUGUAUCUGUUGAACAAAUUUAGACCGAACGAGUUGGAAGAAGAUCUUGGACUAAAGGGUAGUUUUCUUAAUCAUUAUUUUAAUUACUACCCCAAUGCAAAUCAUUCUUUUUCGACGUCACAUCCGUUAAAUUCGACAAAUAAUUCGUCAUGCGCGACAACUCACUCACGAGACGUGUCUAUGUCUUUGAGUAAUCCGGAAAUAGUUCGUAUGAUGUGUGACAGUGAAAGUAUUCUAUCGUUUAAUUCUUCAAAUCUCAGUUGUUGUAGUGAAGAGAGCGACCACGGACCGGUGAAAAUACGAUACGAUUCUUCCACAUCAACGUCAUCAUUAUCAUCAUCAUCUCUUCAAAACACGUCAUCAUUUUUCAGACACCUGAACAGAUCCGAUUCCCGAUUCAGAUCGUAUUCCGAACAGUCUUCAUGUACAAGUGAAAUGGAUGAAAUAGAAUCUCCUUUUGGCACGGAACUAUCUUCUUCAAAACGUGAAUUUAGUGAUUUCCGAAGUGACGAUUCUAAUUCGUGUAUUGCAGAAUUUCAACAUGAUAUCGACUACCUAGCUAAAAGUCAAUUCAGAACUUCAACCCCGGAUCCUAAAGAGAAAGACUCACCAAUAAGGAAGACACAUUCACACUCAGAUUCGUUUUCAUUACCGUCGGGAAAUAGGUUUGUUCACGGACUUUCACCUUUAUGUCGCACUCGCUCAUUUGCCCGUGGACAACCUACGCCACACAAUGUCCGACGCAGUUUAGUAUAUGUUUCUCCAGUUAGAAAAUGCGCUACUAUUCCAGAUCGCGAAUACUUUCAAAGUUCAAUCCGUACUGUCAAUCAUCUUAAUAUGUCUCUACCAAUUUUUGAUAAUUCUCGAUCAGUUUCUAAUUUAGCGACAGAUACGUCUUUUCCGAAAAGUGUAUUUAAGAAAGACGAUAUUCUACCGAAAAUAAUGUUCCAAGACGAAACAGAAGAAGCCGUCUAUUAUCUCGAAACAAAAUAUUUAGACAACAGUAAUUGUAAAUGGUGAACCUUAUCACAAGAUACCUGUACUGAACGACUAUGAAAUUUCUGAAUAUAUAGAGGAAAUUCAGGGUUUUUUUUCUAUAAAUACAGGAUUUAUUUUCAUCGUGUGGUAUGAAAAUAAAUAUUUUCAAGAGUGUUUUCUAUGUAGAGGUGUUCGACAUUUUUUAUAUAUAGCAAUAUUAAUGAAAACUAAUCAAUUUUGUUUUGUUUGCAUUUCAUUUCGACUUACAUUUGAGUCUUUACAGAUAAUAUCGAAACAUUUGCCACAGAACCGUU